Rosa rugosa (rugosa rose) is the source of this 889-nucleotide messenger RNA. RefSeq names its product dehydrin Xero 2-like. The transcript has a single exon. Bases 95 to 574 code for a protein of 159 amino acids. Gene Ontology annotation, biological process: response to water. The record is from RefSeq and is a predicted model, not a curated record. Lineage: Eukaryota; Viridiplantae; Streptophyta; Magnoliopsida; Rosales; Rosaceae.
AAAGUUCAACACAUCUCAUUGUUCUCUUUACUUAGAAAUCAAUAUCAAUCCCAAUUUGCAAACAGUUUGUGUUUCUUUGAUUCUCGAAUCGAAAAUGGCCGGAGAGCACCGUGAGAAUAAGGGAGUGGUGGACCAGAUGAAAGAGAAGCUACCAGGCGGUCAGCUACCAGGCGGUCGCAAGGAUGAUCCCUACAGUACUACUGCUGGAGAGCACCGUGAGAAUAAGGGCACUACUGCACCGGGUUACGGCGUGGCCGGAGAGCACCGUGAGAAUAAGGGAGUGGUGGACCAGAUGAAAGAGAAGCUACCAGGCGGUCGCAAGGAUGAUCCCUACAGUACUACUGCUGGAGAGCACCGUGAGAAUAAGGGCACUACUGCACCGGGUUACGGCGUGGCCGGAGAGCACUGUGAGAAUAAGGGUGGCAUGGUUGACAAGAUCAAAGAAAAUCUACCAUGUGGUCCCAAGGAUGGUGCACCGCCUUGCAGUGCUGCAACAGGGGAGCACCCUGAGAAGAAGGGAAUGAUGGACAAGAUCAAGGAGAAGCUUCCCGGUGGACACAGCACCACUCGAUGAACUGAUUAGUUUGUAAUUAACGGCUGUGGAUGAAUGCAGUAUGGGCUCUUUGGUUUUUUGGGCUUCGUUGGGCUGUUUGUGAAAUAAUACCAUCUUGGGGUAGAGUUAUAUUUCAGGUUUCUUUCUGGCUGUUAGAUUUGCUUUCUUUAUGAUGUCGUUUGAGUAAUUCCAUCUCCUCAUUUUGUGGUGCUGUAAUCUGUUCAGGGUUAUAAUGUGGGGUUGCCGUGGUACUAGGAAAUGUGUUUGAAGGCUUUGUUUUGGUUAGGGAUGUAUGAAGAAUUCAAAACAAACUAUAUGUAUUGUUAAUUAUCACAA